This is a messenger RNA of Neurospora hispaniola, 713 nucleotides long. RefSeq lists its product as uncharacterized. NCBI's taxonomy places the organism in Eukaryota, Fungi, Ascomycota, Sordariomycetes, Sordariales, Sordariaceae. The transcript has 3 exons. The record is from RefSeq and is a predicted model, not a curated record. The coding region runs from base 1 to 330 and encodes 109 amino acids.
AUGUGCAGACGUGAGGUCUUGGAGGAGCCAGAGGGCUAUACGGACUGCGGAGGUGCUGAAAAUGCGGUGGACCAGCAUAUCGAGACGGCCUCUUACUGGCUGGACGCACGCUGGCUUGCUACCUUCAUCAGCAGCGCAGGUUCCAUUGCUGAGACGGGAGUGCCAAGUUCCAAACACCACAAUUCCAUCGGCAAAUCGCCCGGUGCCUCGGUGUGGGCUGGUCAUGGUGUUGAAUGGACGGACUUGACGCCGCCGCCGCCGGACGCCGAGAGCACCGACUCGCCCCAGUCAGACUUGAAGAAGUUGAUCUUGGCCCAAGACACCUUCUGACAGCUCAGCAGAAGCGUUUGUUCCUGCGCAAGCUACCGGAUUAGCAGUCUCAUCUUGCUCAUCAGGUCUGCUCAUCAGGGCAGGCGUAUGUUCCCUCGUGUCAAUCACCGUGACAAUCCUCGUACCGCUGGAUGGUGUGGCAGUCACCAAUAGGUUCUUUCGAGAGCUGAGAUUGCAUCAACCGUCAAAGGUCAAAUCGCAAGCUUGGACGAAUUGAUGACUGUAGGAGGUAUCCAUGUCACUUUCCCCUCGGGCUUAGCAUCACAAACGGCAGGAGACUAAGCUCCUGAUGAUGCUCUAGAGGUACUUAAACAGGGAAAAAGCGCGCCUGCUUCAAGAUAUUUCAGUGCAAUGAGGUCAACACUUUCCGAGUCAAGUUACCG